GCAGCUGAAUUCGCGUGUCUGGAGGGAUGAUGGACUGGCAGCUGCCUGGCUCAGAAGAGAAAACAGACUAGAACAGCUUAAACCUACCAAGCUGCCAGGUUCCCACUUCAUGAGGGAGCAGGAAACAAGAUCAAGGCAUCGCUCGUCUGCCAGUAGCAACUUUCCUAAGUCGACAGAAUUCAUAUGAGGAGCAUUUGAAGUACCACACGCAUACGUACAGAAGGGGAACGUGUCUUCUCCGGCUUUACACUGCAACAUAAAGACAGAAAGUAAAAGGCGAACAGCAACAGCAGCAGCACCACCAGCUCCGGUUGUUAGACCCAGACCCGUGGGCGGCUGGGUGGCGUCCGUCUGGGCGAGCUGAUAGGACGAAGAUUUGGCACUCUACCUACCAACUGCUUCAUCCCAAAAAAUUUCAAGAUAUGGCGAUGAGAAGUGAGAUGUAGAAAACGGAUGGGAGGCCAUUCAUGUGGGCUUCAGCUACAACGGACAGUAUCUCCCAGCACCACCACCCUCCUCCUCCACACUAACCAGUUGAUUUUUUUUUUUAUUCUUAUAACUAUCUAAAAAGUGUAGAGCUCAUGACACGCUGGUGAAUCCCCGAGGCAGGUCCCACACACAGACUGAAUGAGUCCAUCUUUUGCUGUCGGACGGACUCCUCAAGAGCACAGUACGGAUGCAAACAGACUAAACACAUCUUGGCAAUUCAAAAGACCCUCAGCAUCUCCGCCAACGGUGCUCUAACCGAGCGGGGGGAAUCUCACACCGGGGGACCAGGCGUUUCACAGGCAGGGAGAAGAUGCCAUUCCACCAUGUGCGGGCGGGCCUGCUCUAUCCAGACAACUAUCUGAGCAGCUCCCUGACGGAGGGCAGCGAAGCCUUCCAGCUCACCAGUAUCUCCACAGAGGAGCUGGGAGAGAUCCGUGAGGCAUUUCGUGUUUUGGAUCGUGAUGGGAAUGGUUUCAUCUCCAAACAGGAGCUGGGCAUGGCCAUGCGCUCCCUGGGUUACAUGCCCAGCGAAGUGGAGCUGGCCAUCAUCAUGCAGAGACUGGACAUGGAUGGGGACGGCCAGGUGGACUUUGAGGAGUUCAUGACGAUACUGGGGCCCAAACUGCUGUCAUCCGACAACCGAGAAGGAUUCCUGGGCAAUACCAUUGACAACAUCUUCUGGCAGUUUGACAUGCAGCAGCUGUCUCUGGAUGAGCUGAAGCAGGUGCUGUUCCACGCCUUUCGGGACCACCUGACAAUGAAGGACAUAGAGAACAUCAUCAUCACCGAGGAGGAGAGCCUCAAUGAAACCUCAGGGAACUGCCCUGAGUAUGAGGGAGUCCAUCCUAAGAAGAAGAAUCGGCAGACGUGUGUCAGGAAAAGCCUGAUCUGCGCCUUCGCUAUGGCUUUCAUCAUCAGUGUCAUGCUCAUCGCAGCCAAUCAGAUGCUGCGGAACGGCAUGGAGUAACCAAUUGCACUGUGAGCAUGGGGAGUGGACAGAACAGCCAUGACCUCACAUCGCAGCCAAAGCAGGACCAGCCACAACCCGAGCACUUCUCUAAACAAUCAGUUGAGUUUUUUGAGUUUAAUUUGAAUUUAUAGAAGCAGACAAUGUACAUGAAAUGGAGGGAGAUAUAUUUGUUUUGCAUUGAAGAUGUCACCAUGUAGAGUCACUGGACUUACCGAUCACGAGGAACCUGAACUGGAAAAAAUAUAUAUGUUUUUCUAUAAACAGUGAAAAUAAAUGGAGGGUUUUAUUUCACUGUUUUCAAGACCAAGACCACCCUUUAAACUUGAUUUUCUAAUUAACGAAAACGUUUAUCAGGUGCUUUGAGCCAUUCCUAAUUUAAAAAACAAAUAAUGGUUAUUAUGGACAAUUGCAUAUUUACCCUAGAGAAGUAGCGUUGACUGUGAGUGAAUGUGGGCACUGAAUGUUGGGCACAGUAUUUAGAUGCAUAGUUAAUCCAUCACAUCCCAUAUAGUCGUUUAGAAACAUCAAACUUUAUGUGAAACAUCGAAAUCCUUGACCCAAUCCACUAAUGUUGGGACACAUGAAGUCUUUCUGCGUAUCUACAAGGAGCACAACUUAAUACUCAGUGAGGGACCAGGAACAAAUCAUCACUUUCCUGUUGUCUUUACUAUUAAGUCUUAGCAUUGACUGAUUGAUUGACUGAUUGAUUGGUCACUGAACAUUUGUGUAGGUGUGUAAAAGACAGUACAUAAUGUAAGUUCAGGCUGUCUGAGAGGUGUAAAAUGCAUGAUGAGAGGGAUAUAAGAUAAUAGUGAUGCGAUGGUUUGGUUAACAGUAGGAACGGUCUGAGAUAAAAUAUGAUAUUUUUAGUAAUGUGUUUGUAGAAAAUAUUUCACCUCAGCAUCUCAUUGUAAUACUGCCCAACUGUGGUAAAUAUACACCACACAAAAAGCAUGCCAGUAUAUACACUGCCAUAUCAAACAUCUCUAGCUCCCAUGGAUUUCUCUGUAUAUAUAGUAUUACUUAUCUUGUGUAAUGUAUUAUUCCUCGCAA
Messenger RNA from Plectropomus leopardus (leopard coralgrouper), 2512 nucleotides. RefSeq names its product calneuron 2 (gene caln2). The record is from RefSeq and is a predicted model, not a curated record. Gene Ontology annotation, cellular component: trans-Golgi network membrane. Gene Ontology annotation, molecular function: calcium ion binding. Lineage: Eukaryota; Metazoa; Chordata; Actinopteri; Perciformes; Serranidae.